Oncorhynchus keta (chum salmon) is the source of this 3212-nucleotide messenger RNA. It is a transcript of the gene cdh12a, whose product is annotated as cadherin 12, type 2a (N-cadherin 2). Gene Ontology annotation, biological process: multicellular organism development; homophilic cell-cell adhesion; calcium-dependent cell-cell adhesion. Gene Ontology annotation, cellular component: adherens junction; catenin complex; plasma membrane. The coding region runs from base 631 to 3042 and encodes 803 amino acids. Lineage: Eukaryota; Metazoa; Chordata; Actinopteri; Salmoniformes; Salmonidae. The transcript has 12 exons. Gene Ontology annotation, molecular function: calcium ion binding; cadherin binding. The record is from RefSeq and is a predicted model, not a curated record.
ACACGGCACAGGAGCCCAUCAGAGUGCUGGGCUUGCAACUUGGCUUUACGCUAUGUGCACUGCUGAGCACUCCUGCAUACAAUACUACUACAUACAGCUUAUACUCUAUCUCUCCUUUUUCAUCUCUCCUCCGCACUCGCCUGCUGAGAGAAGAGUGAGAACAAAGUGUAUUGGAGAACCUUGGAAAGAGAGGGAGAAUGAAAGAGAGAGGGAAUGAGAGAGGGGUAGAGUGAAAAAGAGAGAGACUGAAAAAGAGAGGGAGAAAAGAGAGGUUGAGGGAAAGAGAGAGCAGGACAGAGAGAGCGGGAGAGAUAGAGACAGAGAGAGAAUGUGUUUGAAGGGCUGUAUGUCUGAGUAUGUUCUUUGCUCGCAAGGGAGUUUCAUCGCUUUUACCAUCAGAUGUUGGGAUUAAUUUGGUCAAACCCCACCAGCCUGGGAGCCUGACGAGAGACAGUUAAGGUAAUGAGGACUAGUUAAGUGAGAAGCCAAACAUCCUGGAGACCAAUCUACCCAUGUCACCACAACAUCCUCCUGUCCCUUUCUUCAUUGGAUCUGCAACCCAGCUGCUAUUGUCUCACUGACAGUCUCUCAGUGGAAUUCAACAGAGAUACUCCACUGCCCAGAUUGCCAAUGAUUACAAGGAAUGGUCUGCUGUUGGUCUUUUGGUUUCUCUUGGACAAAGGUUUCCUGGCUCCCCUCCACGCUCCGUCCCAAAGCAGGAUGGGAAGAGAGCAACACCUGAGGGGUGUGGAAGGACUGGGAUUGAGGAGACAUGUGGCGUCAGGGGUUCAGAGGGUGAAGAGAGGAUGGGUGUGGAACCAGUUCUUUGUACUGGAGGAAUAUAUGGGAUCGGAACCACAAUAUGUUGGAAAGCUUCACACUGACCUGGAUAGGGGCGACAGCGACGUGAAGUACACUCUAUCAGGAGAAGGAGUCGGAACCAUCUUUACCAUAGACCAGACGACAGGUGACAUACAUGCCUUGAUGGGUUUGGACCGAGAGGUGAAAUCUUACUACACGUUACGAGCCCAGGCUGUGGACAUGAACACUGGCAGGCCUCUUGAGCCUGAGUCUGAAUUCAUCAUAAAAAUUCAAGACGUCAAUGACAAUGAACCCAAGUUCUUGGACGGCCCAUACACAGCCAGUGUCCCAGAGAUGUCACCAGGGGGUACUUUUGUAAUGCAGGUGACUGCCACAGAUGCUGACGACCCCUCCUAUGGGAAUAGUGCACGGAUCGUCUACAGUAUCCUACAUGGACAGCCUUACUUUUCAGUCGACUCCAAAACUGGGGUUAUUAGAACUGCGUUGCCUAACAUGGACCGUGAAGUGAAGGAGCUUUACCAGGUCCUUAUUCAGGCAAAGGAUAUGGGCGGUCAGCUGGGAGGACUAGCCGGAACCACCACCAUCAACAUUACCCUCAGCGACGUCAACGACAACCCACCCAGGUUUUCAAAAAGUAUAUUCCACCUCAGGGUCCCAGAGUCUUCGUUAGUGGGCUCAGCAGUGGGGAAGAUCAGAGCUCAUGACCUGGACUCUGAGAAGAAUGCAGAGGUGGAAUAUUCUAUCGUUCCUGGAGAUGAAGGACACAUGUUUAACAUCACCUCCAACGGGCACAGUCAAGAGGGAAUCAUAGUCCUCAGUGAGCAUCUCGACUACGAAACCAAAAGAUCAUACACCUUUAAAGUGGAGGCCUCCAACGCUCACCUGGAUUCCCGGUUCCUGCACCGGGGCCCCUUCAAAGACACUGCCACCGUGAAGGUCAACGUGCUGGAUGUGGAUGAACCCCCUGUGUUCACUAAGACCUCUUACACCAUAGAUGUGUAUGAGGACACUCCUGUGAGCACCAUCAUUGGAUCUGUUACAGCGCAGGACCUAGAUGCAAGUACCAGCGCAGUUAGAUACUCUAUUGAGUGGAAGAGGCCUGUGGACGGCUGCUUUGACAUUGAUACUGUGGAAGGGACCAUCUCCACCACCGAGAUGUUGGACAGAGAGAGUAAUAGGCAGCACAAUAUCUUUGUUGUGGCCACUAAAGUUAACAACCCUCUCCUAUCCAACAAGGUCACAGUCACAGUCAAUGUGCUGGAUGUCAACGAGUUCCCUCCAGAGCUCACCAUUCUCUUUGACACGUUUGUCUGUGAAAAUGCAAAAGUAGGCCAGGUAAUUCAGACCAUCAAUGCUACGGACAAGGAUCUUCCCACUGUUGGACAGAAGUUCUUCUUCAAGUCCCCCAGGGAAAUCAGAAACAGGAAUUUCACUGUGCGAGACUUUGGAAACAACACAGCGGGGAUAGUGACCAAGCGUGUGGGGUUCCAGAGGCGGGUCCAGGAGUACUACGUGGUGCCUGUGGUGGUGGAGGACAGUGGCUACCCAGCCCAGAGCAGCACCGGCACCCUCACUGUCCGCGUGUGUGCCUGUGAGACUGACGGUUCCCUCCUGUCCUGCACGGCAGAAGCAGUCUUUCUACCAGUGGGUCUCAGCACCGGGGCAGUGAUGGCCAUUUUACUGUGCAUGGUCAUACUCCUGGUGAUCGUGGUGCUCUACGUAGGCCUGAGACGGCAGAAGAAGAGGGAGACAUUGAUGUCGUCCAAGGAAGACAUCCGGGACAACGUGGUCCACUAUGACGUCGAGGGGGGAGGCGAGGAGGACACCCACGCCUUCGACAUGGGCACGCUGAGGAACACCAAGGCCAUAAAGGAGAACAUGCUCCGCCGGGGCACAGGGUCAUGGUCAGAUGUCACCACUCAAACUGAGAUCAAUGGGUCAACCCCUACCACAGAAGGCAGCACUAACAUCAUCAGGGACUAUAUUCACCAGCGUCUCCAGGAGAACCACCUGAGUUUCUCUGCUCCCCCGUAUGACUCGCUAGCUACAUACGCCUACGAGGGGGAUGGGUCAGUGGCAGAGUCGCUGAGCUCCAUCGAGUCGUGGACGGUGGACGGCCGUGAGGACCUCAGCGAGUGGGGGCCGUCCUUCAAAACUCUGGUGGGGAUAUUAGAGAAAGACAAAGCAGAUCCUCCCACUGCGGAAGUGGAGGAGAGUUGAGAGUACUUGAAAAGACUAUUUGAUUUGCAAAAGUUGUUUUACUUUUAUAGUACUUUUAUAGACAAUGGGAAUAAAACACAAGCCGUUCACUUAAGUUUUUAUCAUAGUUUUGUGGUGGUUGUUAUUGUUGUUUGUUUUUUGGUUUUAAAAUAAACUUGACAAGCUAUCAA